Molecule: messenger RNA, 1497 nt
Organism: Penicillium griseofulvum
Lineage: Eukaryota; Fungi; Ascomycota; Eurotiomycetes; Eurotiales; Aspergillaceae
Product: cytochrome P450
Exons: 6
Coding region: 1-1497 (498 amino acids)
Biological process (GO): sterol metabolic process
Molecular function (GO): iron ion binding; monooxygenase activity; oxidoreductase activity, acting on paired donors, with incorporation or reduction of molecular oxygen
Source: RefSeq, a predicted model, not a curated record
AUGCUGCAAAGCAUUCUGACACGUCUGUUGCUUGAACCAUCCAAUGGCUCAGCUAGUCUUCGAGAUUGGAGUGGUUUUGCCUCGGUGAUUCUUCUACUUUCUGCCUUUCUCUACAAAGUGCUCUACGUCCCGGCAUCUUCACUUGGAAGAGACCAUUCCCCGCCACUCUUGAAAUUGCCUAGCUGGAAGGUUUCCCAGUUCUUUUUUGAGAAGAGGUUUGAUUUCAUCAAAGAUGGUUUCAAGGCUACAUCGUCAGCCAUCUACCAGACCAACCUGUUUCGACACAAUGCGAUUGUUCUAUCCGGAGACGAAGGCCGACAGACCUUCUUCAAAGAGAAGGGUCUCUGUUUGUAUGAUACGUUUUCAAUCAUGAUGGGCAGUAGCGCUGCUCACUUUGACCCGCACCAAGUCGGCGGCGUAGUCAGACGAAUGGCUUCGAUUCAACGACCUGAGAAUCUCCAGAAAUUGAUCCCAUUGAUCUUGUCCGAAUGCCGGAGGAAAAUGGACGCAUGGGGUAGGGAGCGUAUUCUCGACCCCUGCUCUUCCCUUCACGAGGUCACUUUCCAAUUGGUCAUGCGCAUUGCUUCUUUUGAUAUCGCCAAUGAUCCAGCCCUUUCAGCUCGUCUCAAGUCACACGUCGACACUGUCGACUCUAUCACUAACCCAUACUCAACUUGGUUCCCUUGGUUACCUGGUCCAGCCUUGUUCCAAAAGUUCUUUGCUUCUGUUCAAAUCUACAGAAUUGUACAAGCGGGCGUCAACGCCAGGAAGAAGAGCGGAGUCAGGAAGGAUGACAUGCUGCAGCAGAUGCUUGAUGAUGGAGACAGCAUGAUUCAAAUCUUUGGAUGUAUUCUAGGACUAUCACUGGCUGGAGCCCGUGCUACUGGAACAAUCGUAACUUGGUUGAUUAUGCACAUCUCCUCGAACCCAACUUGGUCUUCCAAUGUUCAAGAGGAGAUCAGAACUUUCAUAUCUACUCACACAUCCUCAUCGGCCCCUCUCUCUGGAGACGCUCUCGUUCAAGCCCUCUCAAAAAUUCCACUGACGGCCUGGGAAUCUCAAACACCCAACCUUGACCUCUGCAUACGUGAAACACUGCGCACCUCACAGCCAUACACAGCAGUGCGAAAGAACACUGGGCCAGAUCUUACAAUCGGGCCAUACGUUAUCCCUUCUGGAUCUCUCGUUGUUUAUCCAUUUUCAGAUACCGCGCUCAAUCCAAAGUUUUACUCGGACCCAACUCGCUGGGAUCCAUCACGGGUAGUUGGAAAAGAAGCACCAUUUAUUGGCUGGGGCGGCGGAAAGCAUGCUUGCAAAGGCCAACGACUUGCCACACUGAGUAUGAAACUCUUGGUUACUUACGCGUUGACACAGUUCCAUGUUACGAUGGUUGAUGCAGAGGGAGAAAGGAUGAACCAUGUUCCGCUCCCAGACUGCAAUGACUCUGCUACUUGUCGCCCGAAGGAGGAAUGCGGGAUCAAGUUUGUUGAGAAGUAG